Hippocampus zosterae (dwarf seahorse) is the source of this 6458-nucleotide messenger RNA. RefSeq names its product zinc finger protein 518A. Lineage: Eukaryota; Metazoa; Chordata; Actinopteri; Syngnathiformes; Syngnathidae. Gene Ontology annotation, biological process: regulation of transcription by RNA polymerase II. The record is from RefSeq and is a predicted model, not a curated record. Gene Ontology annotation, molecular function: DNA-binding transcription factor activity, RNA polymerase II-specific; RNA polymerase II transcription regulatory region sequence-specific DNA binding. Bases 511 to 4455 code for a protein of 1314 amino acids. Gene Ontology annotation, cellular component: nucleus. The transcript has 4 exons.
UAACGCCAAUACACAAUGCUUAAUGACUUGUCGAGGUGAUUUGAUCGACUUUCGCGAGAAAGUUUUAUGAGCAGUUUUCGCCACUAAAAACAUGGGUGUCAGCACUAGUUUGGUUUUCGACAAUACAUAUCCAUCCGCUCCUACUUGAGCGUCAAGAGCAUCAACGAAAGCACCCGGAUGAACUGUCAUGGCCGCCGUCGCUGUGGUUCCAAACAGAGCUGAAAAGGACGGCAAAUAUUGCCGCUGUGUGUUUUUUCCCGGCGUCACCGUAUUUUAUUAUGUUCCGUGUCGACGGGACCGAGCCUGAAGUUCCAUCAAGUUAAUAGUACUCGGGCUGUACCAAGUCCUUGUCUUCAGAAAUUCUCACAGUGGUGUUUGUCACCCCCUGCUCACCUAAGGUUAGACUGGUGUCUUCCCACACCAUGGAAACCAACUUGCAUCUCACCACCAGGUGAUGACCACUGGACAGCUCCGCCUCUCUCGUCACCUAAAUGACACGUAUUCACAGCUAUGGAUGAAGACUAUAAAAUACCUUCCCAUUCUGCCAUGAAUUACAGUGUGUCAUGUGCAGAGGAUGUAAAAGACUCUCCGCCUUUCAAAGAAAGAGCACGCCGUAGUCACGGCAACCAAGGCGCAUCACCUGUUAAGCAACACUGCUCCACCACGAAGAGAGCCAGUUGUAAAAUUCAACAGGGGGCCGUUUUCUCUGGAAACAUCCUGAGCUUUGGCUGCUCCGUGUGUAAGGACGAUUCGACGUACAGUCCCAAUGAUCUCCUGAAACAUUUCCGAGGGGCCCACAAAGGGAUUUUGCCCACCUACCCUUGUGAUUUGUGUGGCUUUUUCACAAAUGAAUUUACAGCUCUUCAACGUCAUCGGAUCGAGCACAAAAAUACUUGGGUCACCUGCGAGCUCUGCCGCGAUGGGAUUCAAUAUUCCCUGCUUUUGCUGACGAGACACUACAUCAUGUGUCACAGUCGUAACGGAAAGUUUCACUGCGACUGGUGCGACUUUACGACGGUGGACGCCGGGACGUUUGUCCAACACAUUCAUCAUCACAACGAGAGUCCCUGGAAAUGUUCCAGAUGUCGCCACGUCAGCGUGAACGAAGCGGAUCAUCAAAAGCAUCUCAAGGCGCACGCCACCGUGUUGCCUUUCAUUUGUCAAAUCUGCGACUACUGCGCAUCCACCAGCAGUCAGCUGAAAAAACACACGGUCGCCGCUCACAAGAGCAACAAGCCUCCGUGCGACCAACAAGUCCAUCCAAACGUACGGAAGACGUUGGAAAACGGAGCGGCUCCAAGAAAUUCCUCUCCGGCGGUCCAAAAUCUACUGAAAAAUGUUUCCGAGCUGCACGAAAGACAAAAGUUACCCAAAGUAUUUGGUGUAUCAGGGAUCUUACCAAACCAAAACGGAAGGAUGAAAUCGGAGAUGUGUUCGGAGGAAGUCCAGCAAACUCUUGACGGGACCCCGUCAAAAAAGGAUCACGCGAAUCGGAACUCUUUGAGCGCGGAACAAUCCUCACCGGUGAUGUUGCUGCACAACGACAGUUGUGGCUCUCCAACUAAUCCUAAUGCACUAAAAGUUCUCAUGGUCAAAAAUAAAAUCUCUCUUCCUCCAAACUGUACGACCAAAGUCAUGGGAUUUAAGAUGGUGGAUGGGAAAAAACAUCUCGUUCUCAAAGUCAUACCCGUAGCACAGCAAAACGUGUGCCCCAGUGACAGUUCAUCAGGAGAAGAUUUGGACUCUCCGGGUACCAGGUCUUCAUUUUUUAAAAGUGACGUCCCUGUCGAAAAUGGGGAAUCAACUCCUAGCAAGAGCUCUGUAUCACAUCCCUGUGCCACUCCGCCGGGAAGUGGAUCUUGCAUCCAAGCGGAGGAUAUCGUGGCAGUGAAAAUCAAGAUUGAAGAGGAAGAAACACCGGUUUUCAGUCUCGAGUCUCCUCAUCGUAGUGACGAUUUUCUGGAGGAAGGUAGUCAUUCUGUAAAUGGGUUCUGGACUACAACUGCUGAGGCGGACCCGCUGACAAACUCGCUCGAUCCGAUGGGCAGGCAAAAUUCCCCAAGUCAGACGGCCUGCUCUGAAAUGAAUCACUUUGCUAGCAAGUCCGCCGCGGAAAAAUGUGAGAGGGUCUCAAAUAUCGGAACUGACACAUUCACUGAUGAUCCCUUAAAUGUUUCUCUGGAGGCAACCUGCAAAACUAACGUUGAGAAUCGUGGAGCGGUAGAUGAGAUGAUUAGUUUCACCAGAAAUGGAAACAAUUUGGACGAACCCCGAGAGACUUCUUUUCCGAACACGAUUGAAAAUACUUACCGGUUUUCCCCAAGCCCUUCACAAAGUCCAGAGAGCGCAAGCGUUGGAAUUCGACCUUUGAACAAUUACCGUCAUUGUCAUCAACAGUUGCCAAAUUUGGAUCCCGCGGCAGAGACGACCUCAUCUGCUUCGUUCGGAGAAAACGCCACGACCGCACAAAAUUCUUUAAACCACAAAGUCUUCGCUUUUCACAAUUAUUCCAAGGAAGCCUUUGCUAUGUCGCCCCAAACAUGUAAACAAAGCAACGGAAUUCCCGAAUUUAGAGCAGGCAUAGAAACGAAUAGCAUCCCGUCUCAUUUUCGUCUCACAUUAGCCGAGUCUUCAGAACCUUUCGAGGAUAGUGACUGUCCUGAUACCGAUGAUGAAAACCCAGAGUCGGUGCUGAAAGAUUUUAAUAUUAUUAAAAUCGAGGAGGACCUCAUUCCCGUAUGGAAAAGUCCAUCGGAGAAAAAAAAUACAUCAUCAGGUUUGGGCAGUUUUGUAGAACAGCACUCGGAGGAAAUCAUUACACAGCAACUCCAAAAGGAAAGAACCGAAUCUUUUUAUUCAAAUUUUGAAUAUUUGAACGCAACAAAGACGACCGCACAUCAUCUUCAAGUGCAAGAUGAAACGCGGCAGUUAGUCUUGAAGACUAAUGAGAAAACGUCUGCCAUGUCGACGCAGGCUAGACCCGCGCCAAGUUUUAAGCUAAUUACUCAUUGUGGAAAUCCUCAAAUCAAUGUCUCGUACAUGAAGUCCGGGUUUGAAACCUCUCGCGAUCCUACUGGCGAAACCGUUCCUCUAAAAGAUAAAAAUAUCGGAAAAUCCGAGGCAGCGACUGGUGAUAAAAUCUCAAAUGUUUUUUCUUCUCUUCGAAGUGGUGCCUCGCCACACCAUUUCCUUAUCAAUAGCGCAAACCUAAACGGUCCCGUCCUCCUUUCUAGCGCAUCGAGUAAUAAUUCUCCAGACAAAGUCGCUCAAGCCCAGCCCAAGUGCUACUUGUUGCCCAGAUCGAUUCCAUUUGUUCAAACGCCGAGCAGCGCCGGCCUCAAGCUAGCAAGCGCAAAAGUCCCACUAAACGCCAGACCUGUUCUGGCCGUGCCAGUGAGCUCCGCCGAAAAACAGAGCACUUUGCAGACCGGUCGCCAAACGUUUUUGCUGCGCUACAUUUCACCAACCAAAUCGAGUGUGCUUCUCAAUAAUCUCGUCAUCAAAUCCGCCGCGCAGUCCUUGGACGGCAGGGAAAAAAGAGGAAACAAAGUCGUGUUUAAAAUUGUCAGCCCUACGACGGGUCUGCUUAAAAACGGCGCGCCCUCCUCGAGUUGUCAACCGUUACUUUUGGCCACCUCACCUCCAACUCAGUGUUUUCUGAUGUCAUCAAGCAAAACAAACGCGCACCCGUCCAACAACCUGAAGAUCACGACCAAGCGGAAUCCAACACAAAGCGCCGUCGGAGACGCAACACCUCAUUUGAAACCAAAGAUCAAACUCAGCGAAGCAGAUAAGCCUCGACUUGCCCCGAGGCCGAUCCGACCUCCGAGCCGAAGAAAACUACGCAAGAAAGUAUUGUUUGACGAGCUUCCGACCGCGACGCACAAACCCAGAAGGCUCGCAAACAAAGUACAGACUGAAAAAGACACAACUGUGUUUUGGAGUCCCACAGCGAAAAAAGUUGAAAGAACUUUGAGACUGGCCCCGCACAAUUGUCUCCAGCAAAUUAAAUGCCCCCGUCGAUACCAACCCGUCGUGGUGCUCAAUCAUCCAGAUGCUGAUAUUCCCGAAGUGGCCAAUAUCAUGAAGGUCAUCAAUCGUCACAGAGGCGCCGUCGCCAAGGUGUCACUGUCGCAGAAAACGGUGGAAGCGCUCGCUGAGCUCGGCACGCUAGGAGGCCAGCUCUUGACUGAAGGCGUAUUGCUGCAAAGCAACGAACCGAGCCCGCGAGCGAUUCACAGUUCGGUGCGAGAGCGGUUCCUUCUCAAACUGAAGCUUCGGAAAAAGACCAAAAAAAAGUACGAAGUCGUGGAACCGCUGUCGGGCGGUCGACCCAAAACUGUGGUGUUUGACUGCUGGUUCUGUGGUCGGGUUUUUCACAGCCAAGAACAUUGGGUUGGCCAUGGCCAGCGACAUCUCAUGGAGGCAACUCGAGACUGGAAUAAGCUUUUGUAAAAGUUUUCCGUUACUUUUCUGUGCGUGGAUAAACAGUCCUAUGAGAGGAAAAGGGUAAACAGUUGUACAUUUUUUUUUAAAUCACCUUUCACUCCGUUUCAUUUUCCUCUUUGUGAAUAUAUUUUUUUUAAUUUGUAAUAUUUUAUUGGUGCUUUUUCUGGAAAAUUAAAUUGAGCUCGCAUGAGUUUAAGUCAUGCACAGGUCUUUGAAAUGUGAAUGUUGUACACUGUAAUUCAUAAAGAUGUGGUAGAAGAAGCACUGACUUACAAAAAGUGCGUCACCUAAUUUCUCAGGUCUGCUCUGCAAGUAUAUGUUAUAUAUACUGUAUACAUACACAGUAUAUAUAUAAUAUAUAUAUGUAUAUAUAGCUCUGAGAUGACAUGCCAAAGACUAAUGGGAUUUGAAUUGUGCUUUGCGGGGUGUGCAAAUUCUUUAUUCACUUUCUCAAAUGGGCCAUUAGAGCACGGGUGUCAAAGUCAAGGCCAAGGGGCCAGAUGUGGCCUGCCACAUCGUUUUAAGUGGCCCCGCGAAAGCAACUCGAAAGAUGACAACUUCCAUGACACUUGCUAAAAUGUGCACCAAAAUUUCAAGUUUUCAUAUGUAAUAAAUCAGUGACAUAUCGUGAGCAUUUUCUUGUUACCAAACCCCUCAUUACAGUUACUUAAACUAUAGUUGAAUAAAACGUUAUUCCGGAAUUCUUUAUAUAGUUUCAGUCAUCAUCGCCCUCCAAGGGAAACGGUAAUUAUCAUGUGGCCCGUGAAUUUGACACCCCUGCAUUAGAGUACCGGUAACCUUUAAAUGUAAAAUGACGUAAAAAGCCCCCCUUUCUGUCUUCGUUGCUCAGUGAGCGGAGCUCAGUAAUGUGAAGUCAAAGUUUUGUGAAAUGUUCUUUUACCGCUUUCUAAAAUGAAGAUGAAUUCCCAAAGGUGACGAUUUAACUUUUACAGCCCUAAUAUAUAGCUACGCACACAGACAUUUAUAUAGUGGUUUACGAAAGUAUUCAAACUUUUUUCUUUUGAAAGAAUGAACAAUUGGGACACAAUUCUGAAGUAGAAAUGGAAUGUACGCCAUAUUAGAUUUUUUUUUAAGAAAUAAAAAACUGAAAAGUGCGGCGUGCAAAAUUAUUUGAUCAAUUUUGGUCUCAUCUGACAAGUGCACCUUCUUCCAAAAUGUUUUGUUGUGACUCCCAGGUGGUGUCAUGCCAAACUUCUCCCAGGACUUUAUAUUGAUGUCUUUGAGAAAUCGGUAGGUUUGCAGCCGUCUGAUCGUCGGCAUUUCAAUAUCAUUGAUCAAACUGUGCUCCGCGUGAUGUUGGAAGCUUUUUUCAUGUGCCAAUCCUGCUUUAACCCUUUAAUGCACCAAUAAUGAUCACCUGUCACCUGAUAACAUGACAGCCUGUCCACCGUAGUGUUCCGUUUCAGUUUUUAUUUCUGGGGGAAAAAAAAUUCUGUUUCACUGAACAAUUGUGUCCCACUUAGUGUUGAUUGUUCACUAUACAUAUAUAUAUAUAUAUAUGAAAGGGUGAAAAAGUUCAACCGAAUACUUUAGCCAGCCACUCUACAUACAUGUGGCGUAUGAGUAAUUCCUGGCUAUUAUUUUUUUUAUGUACUAAUAAUGAAAUCAGGUAAAAGACUUUCAGGAACUUUUUUGAGAGAUCUUAAGCAUUUAAGUAAUUUGAAUUAUGGGUGGAUUCUUCAGUCAUGGACUGUGAGAGGAAUCCAUCCUACUAAAGACAUUUGUAUAUUGUAACUAUUGCAAAGUGUUAUGUCAAUAUUUGACAAUAUUUACUUUUUGGAAUACCUUAUGUGUCCCUAAUUCCAAUAUAGUUUUAUUUUUAAUUAAAUGAGAAUUGUUAAACAGAACAUGUGUUAAGUGUUAAGGACCAUCGCAAUUUUGUACUUCAUUCAUCCAAAAAUGUAAAUAGUCGGAAACUUGCUCAAAAAAUAUACGAAUGCUGUUCAUCGUUUUCAGUUCCAUACAUUUGCAUAAAAUGAUGAAAUAUA